AUGGAGAUGGACGCGCUGCAGGCACAGAUUCAGACGGAGCUGCCCUUUUGCCGGUUGUGCUUCUCGCAGGCGUGCGUCCUGUACGAGCUGUUCCCCGGUGCGGGCAACGACAACGAAUCUCUACUGCUGAAGAUCCUGGAGGUUUUGGCCAUAGCGAUAAGCUUUGACGAGGACCUGAACUCGUUCAUUUGCGGCAAGUGCGUAUCGACGGUGGAGGACUUUUUCGAGUACAAGGAAAAAGUGAAGGAAAAUGAUCUGCUGCUGCGUGAAAAGCGCAAAUCGGUUGACCAUGCGACCGCAAUUUACAACGUGGUUAGCAUGCAGCCGGACGCAACGAACAGCAGCGCCUCGAACGGGGCCACUGGUGCUGGCGGUGGUUCCGAGCUGGGCGCCGGUGGCAUCGACGAACCGCAGGUUGGACUCGACCAGCGUAUCUCGAUCGAUGGUGGACCACCGCUGAACGGAAACAUUAUCGAGUUCAAGAAGCAGCUCUUCACGGCCUCGCCGUCCCAGCUUGGCAUUUGGUUGUGUGUGGCCUCGGGCAGUGACAUCCAGUGUCCGGCUGCGAUCGAAGUAGACGACAACAUCCAGGUGGUGGCCGAAAUUGGCCAGCAUAACCACGGGCUGCCGGUGUCGGUACCAGAAAACCCACCGGAAACGAAUCCGACCAAGCAGCAGCAGCAACAGCAGUCACAUCCGGCGCCGCCGCAUCACCAGCACCACCACCAACAGCAACAACAGCAGCAGCAAGUGCCGGAACAUCAACACGAGGAGGACACAAUCGUGGUGACGCCGGAUGGCAGUGCUCCUGCUGGGUUGCUGGCUACGGCCGGUGCCGUUACACCGACGGUCGCAAACAGUUCGUCCCGGGGUGGUGGUGCGGCCACCAAAACAUCAUCGUCCUCGUCAAACGCGUCGAAGAAGAAGAAAUCACGAGACCAACCGUCAAAGCGCAAGGUCUCGAAUGACAUGCUGGUGGGCGAUGGGUGGCUCACGGAUGUUACGACGAUGAAACGCAACCACUACCAGCUCGUCACGAAGGACGGCUACCAGACGUUCCUGAUCUACAAUGGGUAUCGCUUCCGGACGCAGCAGAAGAUCCGCAACGGCAUCGCGGCGUGGAAGUGUGCGUGGAACGGGCGCAAGGGUUGCCAGGCCAUACUGCACAUCACGGAGGACUACCAGAAGGUGCGGGAGGUCGGUUCGCCACACAACCACGAGCCGUCGCUGCGUGAUCGCAUCAUCUCGAACAAGCCUACCAAUGGUAAUACGUCCGACCAGAGCAUCAUCAUGCAAUCGGACAGCGAAGAGAUGGGCGAGAUGCACAAAAUUGCGGUUGCUGCAAGUGCCGUCGCCACCGGAAGUGGUGGAGCUGCCGGUGGACUUGCCACGGAAACGAUAACGCUGGGCGGUGGUGCCACCGUGGUGGCCAUCAGUACGACAGCGCCAAACGUGGCGUCCCACAACAACACCUCCACAACGGGCUCCACGCUUGACCUCACCUCGGAGAUGGACUUCGUGCAGCAGAGCAGUAGCAGCGGCAGCGAGCUGAUUACCACCACCGCCACCACCACCUCCAGUAGCACUCCGGGGUCGUCCUCGUCGGGUGAUCAUGCGGGCACGACUGGCCACCCACACCACCAGCACCACCAUCAUCAGCAUCAGCAACAACAUCAUCAUCAUCAUCAUUCGCACCAUUCCCACGAGGUGGUCGGUGUCGUAGACGAGGUGGUGGGCAAGGACGACGCGACGAUGUCGAUGGACAUUGAGGACAUCAUUCGUCCGCACGUGGUGCUGCAACCGGCCAGCGAAUAAUGUGUAUUGAGGGGGAGGAAAGUUCGCGUACGUCUUUUAAUCGCCACGUCACGCCUUCCAUCGCUAGCCGCAGGAGGGAGAUCGGACCGAUCGGUGGCAACUGAACUCAGAAGGAUGUGCCGCCGGCGGACGGGUUAUCGUCAACGCAACCGAGUUGCAACGGCGCAUGUGAGCGAGUCCCUAACGCCCAGAACAUCCAUCGUCCAGCCAAGAACGAGUUAUCGGGUGUUGGCGAGAACUAGGUGAACAUUUGUAAAAAAGAAAGAAAAGAAAAACAAACGCGUAGUAAUAGGAACUGGACAAAAAAACGAAUACUAGAGAUAGUCUUUUCGACUAAAAUGCUCUUCAUGGA
This is a messenger RNA of Anopheles nili, 2167 nucleotides long. RefSeq lists its product as uncharacterized. The record is from RefSeq and is a predicted model, not a curated record. Bases 1 to 1815 code for a protein of 604 amino acids. Gene Ontology annotation, cellular component: nucleus. NCBI's taxonomy places the organism in Eukaryota, Metazoa, Arthropoda, Insecta, Diptera, Culicidae. Gene Ontology annotation, molecular function: zinc ion binding. The transcript is spliced from 2 exons.